This is a messenger RNA of Rhizoctonia solani, 1635 nucleotides long. RefSeq names its product Fungal Zn(2)-Cys(6) binuclear cluster domain. Gene Ontology annotation, molecular function: DNA-binding transcription factor activity, RNA polymerase II-specific; zinc ion binding. The record is from RefSeq and is a predicted model, not a curated record. Gene Ontology annotation, biological process: regulation of DNA-templated transcription. The coding region runs from base 1 to 1635 and encodes 544 amino acids. NCBI's taxonomy places the organism in Eukaryota, Fungi, Basidiomycota, Agaricomycetes, Cantharellales, Ceratobasidiaceae. The transcript is spliced from 5 exons.
AUGAGCGCACCAAGUCUCCGUUCAAAAUCUGGAUGUUUUGCUUGCAAACGCCGCCGCAAGAAAUGCGACGAGUCCAAACCCACAUGUCUUCGUUGCGCCAAGUCUGGAUUGGAAUGCCGCUAUGUUGCCCCUCCUCAUGAAUCAAAAUCAAGAAUAAAAACUCGGUUUAUAUACGAGUCUCCUAUGAUGGCCGGGCCACUGGCAUUUGACCGCCAACAGCGUAUCCCUCAUUCGGCUGUCCCUCCAUCUCCUCCUUCACCACCAACUGCCUUGGCUUGCUUUUUAGACCUAGAGACCGAUACCAACACGGCAAACGAAUUAUAUUUUCCGUUUGUUCACUCGCCCUCCGAUCACCUUCUUGACUUUUCUCUUCCACGCGACGAUAGUUGGCAUCCAACACUUGUUCAGCCUUCGUCGUUUCGAUCUCGACGUACUGGUCAAACCCUUGAUCAAAUACCCACUCACCCGGAACAGGUUGCCGAUCAGCUAGCGCUUGUUUUAUCACCAAACUCUGAUUCUAGCACGCCCUAUGGUAGUUCUAGUCAAUCGCGAGCAAGCAGACCGCCGUCGGAUAUAUCCACUGCGUCUAUGACCGCCGGCCAAGCCAGUCUGUUCCAAGCACUCUUGAGUCUCGCUCGACCUGAGGACAGCCUGGUAUUGUCAGCAUUUGAAAACUUGUCCUGUGAUUCACAAGGCGCUGGAUUGCCAUCUCCUGAAAGUGAUCUGGAUCCCGAUCCUCUGGUUAACGAAGACCGGGAGGAACACGACCUGGAAGGGAUUGAACGGAAUCUGUGUAUCGUUCCAACUCUGUCUCGUAACGCCGAGAGUAACACAUUAGCAUUUGUGCUGCAAAGCUACGCUCGAUGGUUCGCUUCGACGGUGUAUGAUCCACUACGGAUAGCGUCACAAGCAAAACAAGAUAUCAUAAGGCAGGUUACAAGCUCUCAGCCCACACGAACCCGGGUUAUUCUUGUUGCCAACGCCUUUAGAAUGCUCGGAAGUACAGUGGAUCUAAAUGCUAGAGGAGCUUCUCUUCUUACCGUGUUGCGUACCGAGGUCCACCAAGACCUUUCCCUUUUCAAAUCACGAUCCCCCAGUACUCAACGAGAGAGGGAUAUGUCAGCUGCGCUGCAGAUGCUCGAGAACAUUCUGGAGGUUGUCUCGGUCCACUUUUACACGAGCUCCCUUCCGAUUGUUUUGGAGCUUUUACAAGCCGUUGCCCCUGUAUUCCGACGCGCAUGUCCCGAGCCCCCUGAACAACUAGUCAAUCUUCCCCGAAUGCUUAUAGAGCCUGGGCUUUAUCGCCGCUAUUUCGCGGUCAUGGACGUUGGGCUCAGUGUCGUGACCAACCGGCCGCAGCUGUUUAGAUACGACGUUUCCUAUACGGCCGAGGUGCGCGAACGUAUGAUCAAACAGGACUAUACCGCGGACUUUGGCCUCGAAUGGCUAUACGGUAUUCCGGAUCGAUUCAUAUUGCUGUUUGCAUGGAUCAACGGACUACGAGAAGACUACUAUGAGGGAGAGGUCGACUCGGAUAUUGUCUUCGAGUGGAAGAGCAGAUCAAAAACGAGCGGGUUGGGCAAAACUUGCAUACUGCGACGGAUUCGGAUCCCGUUUUUAGAAUCCGGCGGCUAG